Gavia stellata (red-throated loon) is the source of this 1970-nucleotide messenger RNA. RefSeq names its product purinergic receptor P2X 5 (gene P2RX5). Lineage: Eukaryota; Metazoa; Chordata; Aves; Gaviiformes; Gaviidae. The transcript has 12 exons. The record is from RefSeq and is a predicted model, not a curated record. The coding region runs from base 1 to 1209 and encodes 402 amino acids. Gene Ontology annotation, cellular component: nuclear inner membrane; plasma membrane. Gene Ontology annotation, biological process: response to ATP; monoatomic cation transmembrane transport. Gene Ontology annotation, molecular function: purinergic nucleotide receptor activity; extracellularly ATP-gated monoatomic cation channel activity; ATP binding.
AUGGGGCAGGUGGCUUGGAAGGGUUUAUUUCUAUCGCUUUUUGAUUAUAAAACAGAGAAAUACGUCAUUGCGAAGAACAAGAAGGUGGGGAUUCUCUAUCGAGUGGUGCAGCUCUCCAUCCUGGCUUACCUGGUGGGGUGGGUGUUUGUUGUCAAGAAAGGCUAUCAGGACACAGACACAUCCCUCCAGAGCUCUGUCAUCACCAAGCUGAAAGGGGUAGCCUUCACCAACACCUCGGAGCUGGGGGAGAGGCUGUGGGAUGUUGCAGACUACGUCAUCCCUCCGCAGGGUGAAAACGUCUUUUUUGUCAUGACGAAUCUGAUUGUGACCCCAAACCAGAGGCAAGCCACUUGUCCUGAGAGUGUCAACAUUCCCGAUGCCCUGUGUUACGAGGAUGAGGACUGCCCCGCAGGGGAAGCGGUGGUGGCUGGCAAUGGGGUUAAGACUGGCCAUUGUUUGAAAGACAGGGACAGCAUCAGAGGGACUUGUGAGAUACUGGCCUGGUGCCCAGUGGAGAAAAGAUCCAAGCCCAAGAAACCACUUCUCGCCAGUGCAGAAAACUUCACUGUUUACAUCAAGAACUCAAUCCGCUUCCCCAAGUUUAAGUUCUCCAAGAUGAAUGUGCUGGCAACGGACAAUGAGUCCUACCUGAAGAGCUGCCGCUACAGCACGGAGCAUCCCUACUGCCCCAUCUUCCUCCUGGGGAACAUCGUCCGGUGGGCUGGGAGCGACUUCCAGGAAAUGGCCUUGGAGGGUGGUGUGAUAGGAAUUCAGAUUGAAUGGAACUGUGAUCUUGAUAAAGCCCCUUCUGAAUGUAAUCCUCACUAUUCUUUUAGCCGGCUGGAUAGCAAGUUUGCAGAAAAGUCCAUCUCUUCUGGGUACAACUUCAGGUUUGCCAAAUAUUACCGGGAUGCUGAGGGAGUCGACUACCGGACGCUCAUGAAAGCAUAUGGAAUCCGCUUUGAUGUGAUGGUGAAUGGCAAGGCUGGGAAAUUUAACAUCAUUCCCACCAUUAUCAAUAUCGGUUCGGGGCUUGCUCUCAUGGGAGCGGGAGCUUUCUUCUGUGACCUGGUGCUGCUGUAUCUGAUUAAAAAGAGCAACUUUUAUCGAGGCAAAAAGUACGAGGAAGUAAAGUCCAGUUCCAGGAAAUCGUUAUCUAGCCCUACGCUGAACGGGAAUCAGAGCCCUGACCAGCUCGGUGGGCUCUAGGCGCAGCGAUGGCUCUGCCAGCUGGACUCGUGUUCCAGGGAAACCACGCAGGUGUGACGUCACACCAGGAUUGGGGGGUGGAGAUACCCCAGAUCAGAUCUACUGUCUAUUAUCGGGAUUACCAGAGGAAAAAAAAAGUCCUUUAAAGACCGCCCUUCUUUCCCUGAGAUGUUCUCUGGUAUCCUGAGCCUGCAACAGUGUGUCAUCACUACGGAUUUAUAAAAGGUUUUUAUAAAAGGAAAAAGAAGGCACCAAAUGAAUGUUUUUAUAUCUAUUGAUAGAUAUAUCUGUACCUACGUCAAUAGCCAGCGUUACCCCGCGCUUUGCUUCCAUGUGCGCAAGAGCCGUGAUGUGAAACACCGCUGGCGUGUUGAGGAGGGCUGAGGCUGAGAUUCAACCUGUCUCCCGCUCCACUGGCUUGCGGCCACCGCUUCCGCCUCUCACUUGUGUUACACGCAAGAUCAGAUGUAAAGCAGCAGGACUGCUCUUGUCAGGAAGCACAAUGAAAUGCCGCAUUUCAGCAGCUCUCAGAGCCCGGGGCUUGUUAUCCUGCAAUGCCCGUGCUGACCGGGCCUGUGUCAGAGCGGGGGCAAUUACUCUUGCUGCGAGGUGUGUGUAACCAUUAGGGCUAGAAAUGGUGCUCCUCCAGGAAAAGCCUUCGCAAGAGCUGCAACAAGGUGCUCCGCUCAUCUCGGGAGUGGCAGGAGAAGGUCCUGCCGCAGCUCUGAAUGGAGAGUCGGUUCAGCCGUGGCUGGGUCCCA